CAUGUACGCUUGGGGGUGAACCCAGCUUCGCGAUGCAGGUCGCCUGCUUGCCGUGCUUGCUUGCAUCCCGGCGCCCGGCGGGCUUUAAGAGCGGUCGCCUACGUCAGGGCAGCCCUGAUCCGCGCUUUCUGACUGCCAAUACUUCUUUUGGCUGUCUUUCUUUCCUUUUUCGCCAUUCUGAUCUCUUUCCGACACCUCAGGAGGGGCACCGACACACAUCACGCACGAAGUGUCGCGCUUGUCGCGGCCCAUCACCCUGGCCUGAGUAUUAGCAGAGAAGGAUAAGAUAGGAUGAGCGCUAGGCGCCCGAACGGGGUGUUCCUCGUCGGCAGCUUCAUCGGUGCCGACCUCGGUCUUGCCGAACGACAUAAGAGGCGUGUCGGGAGGCAACACAUCUUCUUGGCAUGGAAACUUCUUGUCGGGCUCUCCUGACAGGCGACGCCGCGGUCCAACCUGCUGCAUGAUAACUCAAGUGGGGCUUUCCCCGUCCUCAGGAACUCAAUCAACGCGAUGUCGGACCAAGGGUCCGCACUACCCUUCGCGGCGGCUGGUAUCAAGGCCACUUCGUCCACAUGGCUGACAUCUCUUCUUCCAUGGACCGCCGGCCCGUUGUCUGGGGUAAUGCAAGGGUCAGCACCUCGCUCCAUCACUAUCGCAUUCCGCCUGGCCUGGUCCGCCUGAACUUCUGGACGUAAACCGCCGGGGCCACGGUCGCGGGCUGCAACCGGAGGGAGGCUACUGGGAGCGGAGGCCGGCGCACCGUCUACUGGUGAUAGGGCGAGGAGCGCUUCUGUGGGCAGGGCAGCGGCAGGCCCCGAGCCUCUAGCGGUAAAAUUUGUGGGCACGGCGGCACGGGGCUCACGGUGCGGAACGGCGCGCGCGACACAUGCAGCCGGGGUGCAUGUAGGUGAUCGAUGCGAGAUGCAAGG
Chlamydomonas reinhardtii is the source of this 929-nucleotide messenger RNA. RefSeq lists its product as uncharacterized. The transcript has 5 exons. The record is from RefSeq and is a predicted model, not a curated record. Bases 511 to 681 code for a protein of 56 amino acids. NCBI's taxonomy places the organism in Eukaryota, Viridiplantae, Chlorophyta, Chlorophyceae, Chlamydomonadales, Chlamydomonadaceae.